Paramecium sonneborni is the source of this 279-nucleotide messenger RNA. The record is from the annotation of a GenBank genome assembly. Lineage: Eukaryota; Ciliophora; Oligohymenophorea; Peniculida; Parameciidae.
AUGGGAUGCUAAGAAUCUACGCACUUUAAAUCAUCUCUGUUAAUGAGUCGAGAAUCUACUUUAGACACAUGCAGAAAUUCACCUUUCAAAACAAUUAUAAAACCAAUAAAAGAUGAUGUAUUAGACUUUGAGGAUUUCGAUACAUCAGAAUUAACUAUUGAAUAAACUAGUUUUCACUUUUACGAUCCAAUUUUGUAAAGAAUAGUCACAGUUCCAAAACUAAAAUCAAUAAGUACUUCAAGUAUUCUCACUAGAAGGACAAAUAAUAAGAAAUAUUGA